This is a messenger RNA of Truncatella angustata, 859 nucleotides long. RefSeq lists its product as uncharacterized. The coding region runs from base 176 to 646 and encodes 156 amino acids. The record is from RefSeq and is a predicted model, not a curated record. The transcript has a single exon. Lineage: Eukaryota; Fungi; Ascomycota; Sordariomycetes; Amphisphaeriales; Sporocadaceae.
CUUGUCGUGCUGCCCAACAAAACCACAAAUGAGAUUGUUUAGCAUUUCGCGAUGCUCAUCAUUCGGUUACAGGGUGUCCUGUGCCAUCUCUUUCUUCAGUUGCUGACAUCCAACAAAAUCUCUCCACAUUACCAGUACGAAUACAAAGGAAAUAAUCGGCUGGCUCGUAAUCCUCAUGAUCACCGGUAACGCAGCGACGAUGCAUGUAAUGCACAUGCCGCGAGUGACGCAUAUGUCCAGAGAUCCAGCCGAGUUUAAGCAGCGCAACCUCACCAGAUCCGUGGCAAUGCGUCACGGAGAACAUGACACAGAUAUUUUUAUGCUUUCACGCCCACUAGUGGUCUCCGGACUGCCUUUGUGCCUUGCAGAGAAAUGCUACUCGGACCUUGUCUGGCCACAGCCACAGGAAUCGAACGAGCUACUCUGCUCUGUCACCGAGUCGAAGGCUUAUUGCGGUUUCGCUAUCGCUGUAAGAUCUGAUGUUCUCGCUAAUUACUCUUCUUACAGCAGCUUAGCAGGUUCUUUCUGGAGUGCUAAAAGCGAAACAAUCUCGAUCGUUUCCUCUUGGUGCCCACAGUGGUGGACUGGACCUGGUCAGAGCGAACGAGAUUGGAUCAAUCAGAUCAUUGCGCAUGCAAAGUGUUGAUUACGGUGCAGAAUAUCCAGCGGAUACAACGAUGACCAUAGCUUCCUCGGGGACGACUUCAAGAUCAGGCAGUGAUCCAGCUUCAACAGCAAGUAGUACCACGCCAACCUAAAUGGAGUACUGAACCGAGCCACUUAUAGCUUAAGCAGCAAAGCAGGUACCUGAGAACAAUAGUAUCGCAACUCACUGCACAUAUUGCCUCUUCAAGGCCUU